Messenger RNA from Aspergillus japonicus CBS 114.51, 710 nucleotides. RefSeq lists its product as uncharacterized. The record is from RefSeq and is a predicted model, not a curated record. The transcript has a single exon. Lineage: Eukaryota; Fungi; Ascomycota; Eurotiomycetes; Eurotiales; Aspergillaceae. The coding region runs from base 205 to 648 and encodes 147 amino acids.
CGGGGUGAUUAUGGCUACAGCUACAUCCUUUCCGUCACCGACCUCACUAUCUAUCGCCCUCCCCUUGCAAGUGGCUCACAUUAUUACUUCUUCCUUCUCGGCAAGGACACGGGUAAUCUGGCGGUGACAGACCGACUAACUCGUACUACCCAUCCCGUGCCAAUCAAUCCGGUCGGAUAAGGAUUAGAGAAUAGAUGAAAUGGAAUGAAGAGCUUCGGAAGCCGUGGAAGUCCCAACUCCCAAAUCAAUCUACAUCACACUAGGUACGGUUCCACCUCUUGCACGGUGAAAUUGAACCCGGUACCCAAUGACUGCUGCGGACGGCCAUUCCCAAUGCAGCGGAUCUUCCUGAGCUCGCCUGCGGAUUGGCGACUUGGACCAUCAGCUUAUCGCUACACGAUCAUUGGCCCUGAUCCUCUUACCACGUUGUUAUUGGCCAGUGCUCUCCGACCAGCACGGACAGACCCCGAAAGACCAGACUCCGACCAGCUGGACGGUCGCCUCUCCAGGGCGAUGUUCCCGCCGCCGCAGCUUCGGGCAAACUGGAACCCGCCUGGAGUCGAUUAUGUAACAGUUAUGACUGUCGCGGUGGCUUCAUUACCCCUUUGGGCUAGCUCUUCCGUUGUACCUCGGCCGUUGAGGGCUUGACUUGUCUGCUUAGCCUACUUUGAAGUGCUCUCCAGCUUCACUCAAGUCACUUUCACUGACAC